This is a messenger RNA of Trypanosoma theileri, 783 nucleotides long. RefSeq lists its product as uncharacterized. The coding region runs from base 1 to 783 and encodes 260 amino acids. The transcript has a single exon. NCBI's taxonomy places the organism in Eukaryota, Euglenozoa, Kinetoplastea, Trypanosomatida, Trypanosomatidae. The record is from RefSeq and is a predicted model, not a curated record.
AUGAGUGUGGCAGCUAAUGGGACCCCUACUCCUGGUCCUGCUGUUCCUCUUACUUCUGCUCCUCCUUCUGGUCGUGGUGAUAGUGAACCUGGAGCUGGGGAAGUUGGUGCUGCUGAAUGUCCUGGUGAUAAUUGUCGUACUUCUACAAGUGCAUCUCAUGGAAGUGGUGGUGGUAGUGGAGACACUCAUCACAGAGGGGAUACAGCACAAAGGCCUGGGACAAGCAAUAGUGUACAAGGCUCUCCGGGUUCUUCCGGCAACAGUGGACCUGCAGGUGCUGAUUCCCCAGGUAGAUUACCUGAAGCUGGUGUGGGGUCUGGUGCUGAAGUAGGAGCCAAUGGUUCUGCUCGAGAUCAAAAGACUCCAGACCAACACAGUGAAAAUGGUACUGGUCCUGUUCCUUCUGGUGAGAGUGUUGCUGCGUCUGCCAGUGCAGCUCCACCUGAAAGCAGCAGCAACAGUGACGCAGGUGGCAAUUCAACACAACCAGACGGUGAUGCAACACAACCGCCUUCAAACACUUCAGACAAAGAGAGUACGGAUGAUUCUGAAAAUACAAACACUGGGAGUGGCACUACAUCUGAAGGAAGUGAAUCAACAAGCAACCAAACUGAAGGAGUGUCAGGUAACACAGAUACAACAACAACAACAACAACACUUCCUCCUGAACUCACAAACAACAAGAAGGGUGAUGCAGACAGCAGCAGCAGUAUCAGCAGUUCUGUGUGGGUGCGUGUACCACUACUGAUUGUGGUUACACUGGCCUGUAUUCUUGUGUGCUGA